Cololabis saira (Pacific saury) is the source of this 1072-nucleotide messenger RNA. RefSeq lists its product as uncharacterized. Lineage: Eukaryota; Metazoa; Chordata; Actinopteri; Beloniformes; Belonidae. The transcript has 3 exons. The coding region runs from base 415 to 753 and encodes 112 amino acids. The record is from RefSeq and is a predicted model, not a curated record.
UAAAGUGCUCCUAAAAUGAAACGUGCAGCUUGGUAAAUGGCUAUCCUGUUAAAAUUACUGUCCGUCCUGCCAGAAAAUCCUGCUCCUCCUACAAGGCAGUUCCACCCAGGUUACACCGCGAUAACUCCUGAGUACUGGUGCGCGCCAAUGCUGCGUUCAUGACACCUCAGAACUCUGGGUUUCCCCAUUGAAAACUCCCAUUUCUGUCUUCAAAGCGUUCCAGACAUUGACAUUAGACAUUGUUGUGUGAUGUCAGAAAACUGAUUCUCCAAGAAGACUCUGAAUUUCCCGAGUAGGAGCACCAAUAUUAGGCCUUAGUUAAAAGCCUUAGUUCCGAAUUGGCCUGAACGCCGCACGCCGCACUUUUUUCUUUGCGCGCACUGACCGCGGCCCCAUCUACAGAAGCGUCUCAGGAUGGAUGAGCUCGGAGUCUCACCUCGCAGGACCAGGAUAACCACGCAGAAGGAAAAAGCGGAAAAGGGAAAUUCAUCUGGAAAACAUGCUUUGACAUGUCUCAAGGAGGCUCAACAGUCCAGAAGAGAAGACAGUGAUGAUGAAGCGAUGAGGGGAUCUGAGAUGCAGCAUGACAGUGAAGACGACAGUGAGGAUGACUCUGAAUCCAGCUCUGAAUCCAGCUCUGAAUCCAGCUCUGAAUCCAGCUCUGAAUCCAGCUCUGACAGGAUAAGGAGAAAAAGGCGAAGAAAAGCAAACAUCGCUCUCGCCUGCGGGUUGGAGGACCAGGUGAUGUGGUGAAGCGGUACAAGGAAGUCCUUGCCAUUUUCCAGACGGGGAAGAAUAUGGCCAAAUCCUUGGAGAAGUAUGGAGUAGACAGACUUACUAUUGUGAGGACUGCAGCGAUUGCCGAGCUCGCAAUAGCUGCUCCAGAAGAAUAUGAUCAGGUGGAGAAGGGGGAGACGGUGGCAGACUUUGCUAAAAGAUGCAAGGAGGUUAUAAAGGCCACUGAAGUCAUUUCUGCUACAAUACAUAAAAUGAAGGAUGAUAAAAUUAUGCCAGCCUAUCAUACUGUGUUAUUGUAUUAUGUUACUAAAUAAUGUUUGUUCAAAGCUCUCCU